Molecule: messenger RNA, 4158 nt
Organism: Anopheles coustani
Lineage: Eukaryota; Metazoa; Arthropoda; Insecta; Diptera; Culicidae
Product: 2-oxoglutarate dehydrogenase complex component E1-like
Exons: 11
Coding region: 187-3366 (1059 amino acids)
Biological process (GO): tricarboxylic acid cycle
Cellular component (GO): oxoglutarate dehydrogenase complex; mitochondrion
Molecular function (GO): oxoglutarate dehydrogenase (succinyl-transferring) activity; thiamine pyrophosphate binding
Source: RefSeq, a predicted model, not a curated record
CGUUUGUCAAACAGUCGCAGACGCAUUUUCGUGCUUUUCGCUGUGAGAAUCUGAUCCAAAAACUCGUCGUCCACCGACGUCAGCCUAUAUUCUGCGCAACGGGUCCCUCCGAAUCCGUCGUUUGAACCUUUUUGGACCAUCUCAUACGCAGUCUAAGUAACAAGGACACCAACAACAAGCACCAAAAUGCAUCGCGCAAGAACAGCUCUCCACUUAGUGAACCCGAAGGGUCAGCAGAACUUUGGUUCCUUUUUGCUGAAGAAGCCAGCUUCGAAGCUGACCACGGAACUGAUGGCUGCCUCUUCGGUGAAGCUGUACAACUCUACCGCAGCCGAGCCAUUCCUUAAUGGCUCUUCGUCGAACUACAUUGACGAUAUGUACAAUUCCUGGCUGCGGGAUCCAGCUUCCGUGCAUGCGUCCUGGGAUGCGUACUUCCGAAACAACUCGUACGCAGCGCCUCCGAGCCUUGCCCCCGUGCCGAAGAAUCAUGUUCCCGCAGCACAGUACCUGGGCAGCUCGCUGCCGGCCGUGGCUGGCGCUGGCGCCGCCGUCGGUGGCCGUAUCGACGACAAGCUAAUCGAUGAUCAUCUUGCCGUGCAAGCUAUCAUUCGUAGCUACCAGAUCAGAGGGCAUAAUGUGGCCCGCCUUGACCCGCUCGGCAUCAAUAGUGCAGACCUGGACGAUAAAACUCCACCGGAGUUGCUGUACUCGUCCUACCGUUUCGAGGAAGCCGACAUGGAGCGCGUCUUCAAGCUGCCGAGCACGACGUUCAUCGGUGGCAAGGAAAAGUUCCUGCCCCUGCGCGAAAUCCUUGGCCGGUUGGAGAAGGCCUACUGCAGCAAAAUCGGCGUCGAGUUCAUGUUCAUCAACUCGCUCGAGCAGUGCAACUGGAUCCGUGAGCGUUUCGAGACGCCGAACAUCAUGAGCUACACGAACGAGGAGAAGCGACUCAUCCUGGCCCGUCUGACCCGUGCCACCGGUUUCGAGGCGUUCCUGGCGAAGAAGUUCUCCUCCGAGAAGCGCUUCGGUCUGGAGGGUUGCGAAAUCAUGAUUCCCGCCAUGAAGGAGGUGAUCGACGUGUCGACGCGGCUCGGAGUGGAAUCGAUCAUCAUGGGCAUGCCGCAUCGUGGUCGAUUGAACGUCCUGGCCAACGUGUGCCGUAAGCCGCUGCAUCAGAUCUUUACCCAGUUUGCCGGAUUGGAGGCUGCCGAUGACGGCUCCGGUGAUGUAAAGUACCAUCUGGGAACGUACAUCGAGCGUCUGAACCGUGUGACGAACAAAAACAUCCGCCUGGCCGUCGUGGCCAAUCCGUCCCAUCUGGAGGCGGUCGAUCCGGUGGUCCAGGGUAAGACUCGCGCUGAGCAGUUCUACCGCGGUGACGGUGAGGGCAAGAAGGUGAUGUCGAUCCUGUUGCACGGUGAUGCUGCCUUCUGCGGCCAGGGUGUGGUGUUCGAGACGAUGCACUUGUCCGAUCUGCCGGACUACACGACCCACGGUACGGUGCAUAUUGUGGUAAACAACCAGAUCGGCUUCACUACCGAUCCGCGUCAUUCGCGCUCCUCGCCCUACUGCACGGAUGUGGCACGCGUCGUCAACGCACCCAUCUUCCACGUGAACGGCGACGAUCCGGAGGCCGUGAUGCACGUGUGCAAGGUUGCCGCCGAGUGGCGUGCGACCUUCCACAAGGACGUUAUCAUCGACAUUGUGAGCUACCGGCGCAAUGGACACAACGAAAUUGACGAGCCCAUGUUCACGCAGCCGCUGAUGUACAAGAAGAUCCGCGGCACCAAGCCCGCGCUCGAUAUCUACGCCAAUCAGCUGAUCACCGAGGGUGUUGUAACGGCCGAGGAGGUGAAGAGCGUCAAGGACAAGUACGAGAAGAUCUGCGAGGAGGCGUUCGAGCAGGCGAAGACGGAAACGCACAUCAAGUACAAGGACUGGAUCGAUUCGCCGUGGUCCGGAUUCUUCGAGGGCAAGGACCCACUGAAGGUCGCCCCGACCGGUGUGAUCGAGGAGACUCUCGUGCACAUUGGUAAUCGGUUCUCGUCGCCACCGCCAAACGCGGCAGAAUUUGUCAUCCACAAGGGUUUGCUGCGUGUGCUGGCGGCUCGUAAGGAGAUGCUGGAAAACAAGACCAUCGAUUGGGCGCUUGCCGAAGCGAUGGCGUUCGGUUCGCUGCUGAAGGAAGGUAUUCACGUGCGUCUGUCCGGACAGGAUGUCGAGCGUGGUACGUUCUCGCAUCGACAUCACGUGCUGCACCAUCAGACGGUGGACAAGGCGACCUACCGGCCACUGUGCCACCUGUACCCCGACCAGGCUCCGUACACCGUGUGCAACAGCUCGCUGUCGGAGUUCGGUGUGCUCGGCUUCGAGCUCGGCUACUCGAUGACCAACCCGAACGCGCUCGUCUGCUGGGAGGCCCAGUUCGGCGACUUCAACAACACCGCGCAGUGCAUUAUCGAUCAGUUCGUGUCGUCCGGCCAGGCCAAAUGGGUGCGCCAGAGUGGACUGGUAAUGCUGCUGCCGCACGGUAUGGAGGGUAUGGGCCCGGAGCACUCGUCGGCCCGCGUUGAGCGGUUCCUGCAGAUGUGCUCGGACGAUCCCGACUACUUCCCGCCAGAGUCGGACGAGUUCGCUAUCCGCCAGCUGCACGACAUCAACUGGAUCGUGGCCAACUGUUCGACCCCGGGUAACUACUUCCAUCUGCUCCGUCGCCAGAUCGCUCUGCCGUUCCGCAAGCCGUUGAUCGUCCUCACGCCCAAGUCGCUGCUGCGUCAUCCGGAAUGCCGAAGCAACUUCAGUGAGAUGACUGAUGGUACCGAAUUCCAGCGUUUGAUUCCCGAUGCGCUGACCGCGGAAAAUCCGAACCAGGUCAAGCGAGUUAUCUUCUGCACGGGUCGUGUGUACUACGACCUGCUGAAGGCUCGCCGUGACCGCAAGUUGGAUACCAGCAUUGCAAUCAGCCGCGUCGAACAGAUCUCACCCUUCCCGUACGAUCUGGUGAAGGCCGAAUGCGCCAAAUACCCGAACGCGGAACUCGUGUGGGCCCAGGAAGAACACAAGAAUCAGGGCUGCUGGACGUACGUGCAGCCGCGCUUUGAUACCGCGAUCAACUCGACGCGUGACUUCAGCGUGCAAGAAGAAAAGCUUGUGCAGCAGAAAACCGGCCAAGGAUUCAAUAUCCCGCAGGGUACCUUUAACUCUCCGACGAGCGGUUCCGCGGCCAGCAAGGGUCGCAAAGUGCGAAUCUCAUCGCGACCACUUAGCUACGUUGGACGUCCUUGCGGUGCCUCUACCGCCACCGGUUCCAAGGCUCAGCACCUGAAGGAACUGAAAAAUCUCCUGGAUGACGCCAUGGCCUUGUAAAUUGGUAACCGCAUAGGUGCCACAUGAUACGACGACAUUGGACGCUGCUAAUGUCGUGGAAAUCAUUUUUUUUUUCUGUGGAUAUUACUACAUAGCAUACGCGGACGGCACCAAAACAUGAAAUCGACAAUGGGACACGAGUUUGUGACGAGUUUUCCUACCAAUCACGCGAUGGAAAUCAACAUGAUAACGACAGCGCGGCGCUAAACACACCAUGUACACACACACACACAGGGACCUACGACUCGAUUGGUUUUGUCGACCGGCUGGACAAUUCUAAGAUAUUAGAAAGCAAGAUCACAUACAAACACAACAUGCCCAAAAAAAUCGGAGAAAGUAGGGCAAGCAAGAAUUCGCUUGGUUAUUUAUGAAGUUUGUGCUAGUUUUAGUAGGUCUAUUUAAAUACAAUAGAUGAAGUGAGUGCAGGCAAGCCUAACAAUAAUAGUUACGGCGGUUAGCAUCAAAAACGUAAAAGUAACAGUAAAGCAAAGAAACACAAAAUGCUUCAAACAGCAGCACCAACAUCACCGUGCGGGUAUGAUAUCUACAUCGUGCGUUGGAAUUUGUUAUGAUUCUCGUUCACUUAUCCGUUGCCGAUUAAAAAAGCACUCAUCAUUAGCAGAGUGUCCGUGUCUCCUUUGCAAAAAGGGCACUAGGAUCAACGUGGAUAACGUGGCACACACAAGUACACACCCCCCGUGCGGGGGUGUGGGGAUUUAUGUAUACUUUUAUUUUAGUUAAUUAAAAUACAACAAAAAAAAAGGAAGCCAGACUCAUGCAAACCAACCCAAC